UGAAAGAGAACGCUUGCUCAAUAGCUUCCUGUGUUUGUUAGCACUUCAGAAAAAUGGCAGAGUCGAUUUCAAGUAACGAGGACCUUUUAAUGUGCUCAAUUUGUUUGGAUCUACUGAAUGAUCCAGUGACUAUUCUCUGUGGACACAACUAUUGCAUGGGCUGCAUUAAUGGCUGCUGGGAUCAGGAGGAUCAGAAUGAAGUUUACAGCUGCCCACAAUGCAGACAGACGUUUGCUCCAAGACCUGUUUUAAACAAGAAUAAUGUUGUUGCAGGGCUUGUGGAACAACAAAGGAAGACCAGAAUGCAAGCUGCCUCUCUUGCUCUGUGUAGGCCUGCUGGACCUGGAGAUGUGGAGUGUGACGUCUGCACUGGGAGAAAACUCAAAGCUGUCAAGUCCUGUUUGGAUUGUCUGGUGUCUUACUGUGAAACUCACUUAAAGGUUCACAAUGAUAUUCAUCCAGGAAGAAAACAUUCAGUGACUGAUGCCACAUGCCAGCUGCAGGAGAGGAUCUGCCCCCGUCACAAGAAGGCGUUUGACAUAUUUUGUCGUACUGAUCAGAGUUGUAUCUGCUAUCUGUGCAUGAUGGACGAACAUAAAGGCCAUGACGCAGUCACAGCUGCUGCAGAAUGGGCCGACAAACAGAAGCAGAUGGGCAAGACACAGAUAGGAUUCCAGCAGAUAAUCCAGGAAAGAGAGAAGGAGCUGCAGGAGUUGAGAAAGUCUCUGGAGACUCUCAAGAGUUCUGCACAGACAGCAGUGGAGGACAGUGAGAGGAUCUUCACUGAGAUGAUCCGCUCCAUUGAGAGAAGGCGCUCUGAGGUGACAGAGCUGAUCAGAGCUCAGGAGAAGGCUGAGGUGAGUUGGGCUGAAGGACUCCUGAAGCGACUGGAGCAGGAGAUUGCUGAGCUGAAGAGGAGAGAUGCUGAGUUGGAGCAGCUUUCACACAUAGACGAUCACAUCCAUUUCCUCAAGAGUCUUCCUCUUCUGAAUGAGCAGAGUGGAACAGAUGUCAUCAUGCGUGUCAAUACACACAUCUCCUUUGGGGAAGUUGGUCAGUCCCUGUUCAUGCUUAAACGACGCCUGGAAGACCAGUGGACAGAGGAGGAGGCGGAGAUGUCCAAAGCAGUCAAGCACAUCCACACAGUGCUGCUUCCUGAGUAUCGGACCAGAGAAGAGUUCUUGAAAUACUUACAUCCAUUCACCCUGGACCCUGCCACAGUGCGUAACAGUCUCCAGCUCUCAAAAGGGAACUUGAUGGUUUCACACACUAAUGUGGCCACAUCCUACCGCAAUGGCCCUGAGCGAUUUGACGGGUGGCUUCAGGUGCUGUGUAUGGAGGGCAUAACUGGACGCUGCUACUGGGAGGCUCAGUGGAGUGGGCAGUGGGCUAACAUAGCCGUUUCAUACGAGAGCAUCAGCAGGAAAGGAGGGGGCAAUGAGUGCAGGUUUGGAUAUAAUGAUCAGUCCUGGAGUCUAAGACUCUCCAGGUCCACCUCCUCUUUCAGGCACAAUAAUAAAGAGACUAAACUCCCUCUAGUGGCCAGCUGCAGAAUAGGAGUGUAUGUGGAUUACGAGGCAGGAACUCUGGCCUUCUACAGCAUCUCUGACACAAUGACCCUCCUGCACAGAGUCCAGACCACAUUCACUCACACACUCUACCCUGGGUUUGGGUUUGAUUUUGGUCUGGCACAUUAUAACUCUUCUGUUGAGGUUGUGUAAGAAUAAGAUGUAUAAUCCGUUGUAUUUAUAAAGGAGCAUGGUGACUCCACUAGGUUUGCAUGUCAGAUUUUUAUUUUAUAAGAUAAGUAAGUAUGAAAAGUAAAACCAAAGGCACAACUUAUUAAAAAAAGAUAUGACCGUUGUAUAUUCAGUUGAACAAUGUAUUUGGAUAAUAUUACAUUGAGUUACAAUUCAGCACUACAGAACAACCUGUUCAGAUGAAGCUAGUUGUUUUAAGCUUUUUAAAGUGGCGUUGGCUUUCUCUGCUCCGCACAUCAUGGAGCUACAACUGAGCUGUGCAUAGCUGUGUCCAAUCACCUCUGCUGUGCUGGAUUUGUGAAAAGAAUAAAUGUAUUGAAUGACUCAUCACUAA
Molecule: messenger RNA, 2094 nt
Organism: Alosa sapidissima (American shad)
Lineage: Eukaryota; Metazoa; Chordata; Actinopteri; Clupeiformes; Clupeidae
Product: tripartite motif-containing protein 16-like
Exons: 6
Coding region: 54-1721 (555 amino acids)
Molecular function (GO): protein binding; zinc ion binding
Source: RefSeq, a predicted model, not a curated record